GAAAUUUCCUCGAGCCUUAGUGUGAUUUCUAUUGUAGGAACAAAGUGUUGAGUUGACGUCAUUGUUUUCCCCUGAGCAAAUGCUUCCUGCUUCUCGAAGACGAGAAAAUCCAUCAGACGUUUCUUUGUGGCUGAACUGUUAAUGUCUACUUCACUUCAAGUCUAGCACAAAGAAGAGCUGGUGCCGUCAUCUGCCAAUGACUCUUGGAAGUGCACCAUGGACGACUGCCAGACGAUGACUCGUAGCGUCAGCCGUUGCAAUCUCCGUACGAUACCUGAGACCUGUCGUUUAAGACGACAUUAAAUUUAACCUGUAAGUUCCUGAAUCUGAAGGCUCUGGUUCAUAUCUGGAUUCUCUGUGUGGUCACUUCACCCCUUGGUACAGUCGAACCAAACCCAUAUAAAACAAUACGUUCCACGUUUCUCGUCAGCUCAAACUGAUUCUCUUCAUGUGCUCUGAAAGGAAAUGCGUUAUUAUCUUGAUGAUUCACCACGUCAAGGUUUACGGGGCAAGCUAUUGGGCCUAACGUUCAUUGUGCUCUCCAUUCCUCACUCCUUGUUAUCUCCUUGAGGGAUCUAGGGCCCUAAGCAGCUAUUGAUGUACAGUUCCGAGCUCAUGAUCCCUGAACGAGCUCCAACCUGCCUUGUGAAUUCAUGUCUGUGUUCUGCGUGGGGGAAGGCGCGUGUGUCUGUAGAGUUUUGAAUACCGAAGUGUUUCUGGUCUUAGUCGCCACCUCCCUCGUGAAGUUGAAAUUUCCAUAAAACCUCGCCAUCCGAGAUAUUAGCGUUCCACUCUACUGUCGACAGCCACCUUACCACUCACCACUCACUUCCAGUGGAGGGGCGGGAAUGUUUUUGUGAUUUAAGCGAGCUUCUCCAGGCCCCGCAUACCCACCCGUCUCGGGGCGCGAACAUGACCGGCCUUGGAUUUAUCUUCAACGUUAACGCCAGUGGCAUGGACAGGAAAUCGAUACCGCUGCUCGAACGCCAAACUGCCAGACCCAUAUCGUCUAUUGUUUGUCGCAGCUCUUUUCCAUAAAUUUCCUGGAGAUUGACCUCCGAUUAAUUUUUGCCCCUCUCCUGGAGCUUCUCUGGCCGUUUCACGCUGACAGAAAGUUAAAGUUAGAAGUUCAAUUACCGUGGUUGGUUGGAAGAGCUUGUGUUUGAAACACACUCUUUAUUGUCGCACACGGCGACAGACGGAAAAGAGGACAACGACAUUCUUGUUCUGGAUUAGUUUUUUUUUCUCUCUGGUGGACAGCUGUGUACAGGCCAUGAUGUUUUUGCUUUAUAUGCUAAUAAUAUCACGCCAUAACUAACCCUCAGUGACACCAUGUAGUCAGACUUUCAUUUUGAUAGCAGGUUUUUUUGCUUGACGGCAACUAUACUAUACUGAAGAGACAUGCAACGAAUUGUACGCUCUUGAUAUCGACGACCCAUCCUAACGGCUGCGUAUUCAAAGCGCGCGCCACUUGCCGCGGCCUGCUGACUUGACGGGAGCCUAGCCGUCGUCGAGGGAGUUCUUUUUAGGGCCGAACCCCAAGAACCCUGGCGCCACGAUGCACGUGCAUUUCGAACAGAACACGUGCACGAGGACGGACUCGAACUUCCUCUCGCUGUCAUGGAUGGGCAAGGUGCCCGAGGACCUGCCGGAGGAGGGGCGUGGCUGGAAGCUGGAGCACUCGCAGUACUACGUGGAGGGCUGGCUGGCCAGCGGCAACGCGCGCGGCGUGGUGGGCGUCACCUUCAGCACCAGCCACUGCCACAAGUACGAGGCCCCGCCCAGGUCCAACUUCAACCUCAGGGGACACCGCAGCGAGGUGGUGUUGGUGCGCUGGAAUGAGCCGUAUCAGAAGCUGGCGACUUGCGACAGUCGCGGCGUCAUCUUUGUGUGGAUCAAGCACGAGGGCCGCUGGUCAAUAGAGCUGGUCAACGACAGGGACAUUGAGGUGACGGACUUUGCCUGGUCCCACGACGGCCGCAUGGCGCUCAUCUGUUACCGGGACGGCUUCAUCCUGGUGGGCAGCGUAGCUGGACAACGCUACUGGUCGUCCAUGCUCAACCUCAACAACACCAGCAUCACUUGCGGCGUCUGGUCACCCGACGAUCAACAGGUAAUCUUCGGCACCCUGGACGGUCAGAUCAUCGUGAUGAGCUCGGCGGGCUCCGUGGUGUCCCAGGUGUCCAUCCACGAGGGCUCGGAAAUCACCAGCAUGGCCUGGUCCUGUGAGAGGUUCAACAUGGCCGAGGCCGACCGGUCAGCAGCGGACAACACCUCGAGAGGCUCUGAGAGUAGCGGCAAGUCCCAUGUGCUGGCAGUGUGUUUCAAGUACGGGGACAUCUUCCUCAUGUCGGGAUACGAUGACGUUUGCCCUGUCAUGGUUUACACUACACUCACAGGUGUGAAGAUCGACUGGUCAAACUGUGGAGAGUACCUGGCCGUCGGGGGGUUUGUCCGGCUGCCAAACUUGCAGUGUCGCAACGAAGUGCAUUUCUACUCCAAGGACGGCAUUCUCAUCCAUUGGGUCACCAUACCCUCUCAGGGAAAGCCCUUGGCUGCCAUGACAUGGGGUCACAACGACAAGCGUCUGUUCCUAGCCGCGGGCUGUCACAUGUACGUGGCGUGGGUCAGCAAGCAGGUGGCGCCACUACACUUCCUGUGCCAGAGAGUACUGCACCAGGCGGUGCGCACGGAGAAAGCAGUGGACAAGUUGCCCAUCCCACAGAGGCUGCGGUGUGGGGUCAAAGCUCUCUUCUCCCCCACCAUCAAGAGCUACAUUCCAGACCCUCUCCGGCUCCGUGAGUUUGUUUGUUCACCUCCACCGGGCGGCGAGCGGCUGUUCUGCACGAUGAUCCGGCACGGAGAGGAGACCUCUGGUGGCCACUACACUCUGUACCUGGAGUACCUGGGGGGGUUGGUGCCCCUGCUCAAGGGCAAGAGAGCCAGCAAGCUCAGACCUGAUUUUAUCAUCUUUGACCCCAAGAUCAAGUCCUCGAGUAAAGUGGACCCACAACCCGGAAAUGCCAUCGAAAGUGACUCGAGCUCUGAAUCAGAGGCGGAGGUCUACACAGAUGGCUGUGGCUCCCCACGCAUGCAGCGCCGUCGAAGACACAAGGUGUUCCGGGCUGAGAAGGUCAACAGAAGCAUUACUUUCAGGACUCUGGAUGAGCUCAUGUAUGACGAUAAUCUGCCUGAGACAACUCGCCUAGUGGAGGUGACCUCCAACAUCUGGGGCACCAAGUUCCAGAUCACGUCCAACGCCUCGUGUCUGCCAGUGUGUCUGGGUCAGGUGGUCUACAAGACCUCUUUGCUACACCUGCAGCCGCGGCAGAUGACCAUCACCAUCAGUGAGAUCUCCCCGGCCAGAUACGUGCUGUCACGGGACCCGAACUUCACCCCAGCACCUGUCAGUGAUGAUGAGGACAGUUUCUGGACCAGCGAGGGAGACCUGGUGGGUGAGAAGAAGACAGUGGAGGUGACGGUCCACGAUGCCCAGAGUCUGUCCUCCGUGGAUCACGGCAGUCGCAGGAACAGCAGCUCUGUGGUGGAGACAGGAGUCAGGCCCACAGGAACAGACACUCCAUUGAUAGAGCAUAGCCUUCCUCUGAACGGUGAUCUGUCCAGCCUGGCAGGCAAACUGAGCAGUUCGGGCACUGUGCGCUCACGUUCCUUGUCCCCUGUGAGGAACUCUCUCACUCAGUCAGCGCCUGCCUUCAAGCCUGAGGGCGUGUCAGUUGAUGGCAGGCAGGACGGCAACACAGGGACCUCAAUGGGCUGGCAGGGGGCCCGCCCCAAGGCAAACCUCACAAACAAGAAAAGCAACAACAAAGACAGCAGCAGCAACAGCAGCAGCAUUAUCAGCAGUAGCAACAACUCCAGCGGGAGUCCCAAGAUGGGAGCAUCCAACAGCAUUAAGUUUGCGGCUGUGGCGGGCAGCGGAGCUCAGGUGGUCAGCAGCAACCACUCCGCCUCACAAUAUGCAAAUUCUCCUGGAUCCCUGUCCCACUCCAGUCCUCCUUGUGCUAACAGAGUGGAGGCCUUCCCGUUAAACGCUACCUCCUCACCCGUGAUAGGACAUAAAAAAAUAGAGAAUCACUCGGGCUUCAAAAGGUUGGAUAUAGAGAUAGGUGUACAGGGCAUCGAUUUGGUUACUGUAGGGGGUAGUCUAAGCAGUGGUCAGCGGAAGCCUGAAGAGUCCAGCACAGGGUCGCUUGCUCAGCAGGACUCCAGCAGUAGCAGCGUCAGCACAGCGAGCAGUGAGAGUGUACUCAUCUCAGCACUGGACAUCGGCCCGACGUGCAGUCAGCGGUGGGCGGAGCCUGUGCCGCAACCAGUCAAGCUGUCAGAGGACGAGCUAUCUACCUCAGAGCUGGCCUUUGAGAACAACCUGGUGGCGGACUGCAGCCCCACUGCCCCCUCCUGUCUCAAUCUGCAGCGCAGACUGUAUCUGGCCCAGCAGAACAUCAUGGACACCAGUAGCCCCAUCUCCCCCAGCAGCUGCCCGUCCUGUCUGCCAGCGCACCUGGCCGCCUUGCUCCCUCACGGUGCCGGACUCUCAGACCAGGUCACGCAGCAAAACUUCAGAAACAGUUCUGGCUUGUCCAGCGCCUCGCGGUCCAGUGAACACUCUUGGUUUGACCCUUCACCACUGGAGAGUGAGAAACCUAAGGAUAAAUCCUUGGGAGCUAGCGCCAUCACACAUUCUGUGGACGCUCAAAGAACUUCUUCUUCUUCUUCUCAUCAUUGCUCUGACAUAAGGGAUAAACAGGGAGGUGACUCUGAUAUGGACAGUGCAUCAGGACAUGCAUCUGCACGAGCAAACGUUUGCCGAAACUGUCGAGCGCAGCAAGAUGACACUGUAGCAGCACAGCAGACAGGGUCUUCAGGGACCAGCAGUUCUUCCUCAUCAGUAUUAUCAAGCGCCACAGCUUCUGGUGGUGGUAGUGGUAGUGACAAGUCUCAAGAUCACUGUAACCCAUCAGCGCCUGUAGAUAAAACCUUUUUGUGCCGUAAAGCACCUUCAAAAGACUCGUACUCGUCGCUUGCACCUCAUGAAACCACAAGAGUACUUCCUCCAGCCUCCUCCUCCUCCCCCUCCUGUUCCCAGCCACAAUCAUCUCCUGCUGCCUCCACAGACGCUGGCCCGUCCAUGACCCGUGAACUCUCCUCCCUGGACAGACUCCAUCGUAUUCUUUCAGAAGAACCGUCUGCUCAGUAUUCUGCUCACAACUUCCGCUCAAUGCCCGGGUUCGUCAUGAAGAAUCCCGACUUAAUCAACGGGGACGAUGAUGACGACCUGGAAGCAGACCUGUCGUCCCCUGACCAGGAGGACAUCCUAGAGGAUGACUUACCAGGCUCGUAUCUCCUUGGCAACAGCUUGUUAGAUAGCGAUGUCCACGAUCUGGAAAUUCAGCAGACGAGCGCAUCGCUUCCCUCCUCCCCUGUCAGGUUCGGUGUUAACAAGCAGAAUAAUGAGAAUCUCCAGGAGGAGCUGCUGAAGGGCCGCUGCAAACACCUGAGCCCUCUGCUGGGCCGUAAAGCAGGGCCACGGGACAGCCAGACGAGAUCCCAGGAUGUUUUCCUGGAGGACUACAAGUUCUCGCAGGCCUACCACAGCCUGGAGGCUUUCCAGAAGGCUCAGCUUCGGAACAAGAUGAGAAAGCGAAUGACGGGUUCAUCAGGCCGCAUGGAGCAGGGCCGCACUUUCACUAUGCACAACAAGGCUCCGCUGUGGAACGAGACCAGCCAGGUGUACCAGCUAGACUUUGGCGGACGGGUCACUCAGGAGUCGGCCAAGAACUUCCAGAUUGAGCUCAGGGGCAAGCAGGUGAUGCAGUUUGGUCGCAUUGACAACAACGCCUACACCUUGGAUUUCCAGUGCCCGUUCACGACAGUGCAAGCCUUUGCCGUGGCUCUGGCCAAUGUAACGCAGAGGUUGAAGUGACGCCUUUGAUAUCUGGUGUCUCCUUCGACCAGUUUGCUGACAGCAUUGUUCACUUUUGCGCCAUUUGUGUUCCUUCCAGGCUUCUGACUGCUGGGGACUUAUGGCUGGUUUUCCUGCCCUACUUAUGGAAAAGCUGUCUUUGGGCCAUUUUCAGUUUAUUAUAGAUGAAGCCUGGUUCAGCCUUUGCUUUGUGUAAGAUGGAGAGAAGCAAUGAAGGGACAGAGAGAAGGAAUGGAUGAUGGAGAGAAGAAAGGAAGAGCCAGAGAGAAGGAAUGGAGAUGGGGGAUGCAUCAGCGUGGCUGAUAUGUACUGUGCAUGCCUGUGGGCUGCCUGCUCUUGUCUUGUGCUACUGUGUAGAUCACUGUAUUUGUACGCAAUGUUUUGAAAUUCUUUUUUUCUGCAAAGUGAUGAGAUGGUGCUUGAAAUGUAGAUAAUACCUGUCAGUGAAGAAAGUUCCUGUCUAGAGAUGUGUGCUGAGUUACAGUUGACCAGAAAAGACUGAGAUUACCCCAUGCUACAAUGAAGACUGCAGUGUCUGUGAAUGAUGCGUCCGCUUUCUUUGAAAAUCUUAGAAACGAAGUGCUGUCCGAAAAAGUUUUAGUUCAAACCUUCUAAAAACAAAGAGUCUCGUUAGUAUCUACAUAUCUGUAUACAGUUUUCCUUUCAAGAAAUUUGUGAAAUGCUGAUUAAAUUUAUGAAACUCAAAAAGAGAUUUGAUGACUUUGAGGAGGCCUUCCUUUUUUUUGUGUCCCCUUAAUCUAACUUGGCAUGACUAGUCUUAUUGGACACAUUCCAAGAGUUUCAUGAAUCAGUAGUUUCGCAAUUUUUGUCAUGAAGUGUGUAUACGAGUCAGGCAGUCUUAUUUUUCCUCACAAAGACUCCUACUGUGCUAAAGUCCUUUGUGCCAUGAAAGCUCACAUAUAUGCUAUUCAUUCCCUUUUUUUAAAAACUAUGAUGGAUUUCUUGUUUGUCGUAUGUGUCUCUGUCAGCAUAUUCUAGUGUGUGGGUGUGUCUGUGUGUGUUAAAUUAUUGUAAUACCUCCUUCAGACACAGUAAACGUUAACUUUGAAGGUUGAGCACUUUCUGAGAAUAACAAGAAAAAAUUGGAUUUCUCCUAGAUUUUGGUUUCAAAUUUUUAUGUAAUGGAUAAAGUCUAUAUUACUAGCUUCUGCUCAGUGGAAAGUUUACUAUAAGCUGAUUUAGUGCUUUGAUAUGCUGAACAUGGGGAUCAUGUGAUAAAGGCAAAGUUGCCUUUGCUUGUUUUACCUCCUGGUAUUGGCUUCAUUUACUCUGGACUUCUUCUCUGAUAGAAACCUGUUUUAUGAGCUGCUUACAAGAAAAAAUUCUUCGACUGGGUUUUGUUUCAGACUGCUAUUUGAAUGUGGCUGAGUAGAUAUUGAUCAUUUUGAUCUGUGAAGACUUAUUAAGGGAAACCUUCAUGUUUAAUUUAUGUCUGUGUAUGUUUUAUUUGUAGUUACUGUGCUGUCUCUAACGGCAUCUCAGGUGAAGCAGGUAGAAAUCCAACCCGCCGCUGCUGAAAAAUUGUGAAAUGUUUCAUAUUUUCAAGACUUGGUGGUCUUCUACUUAUGUCUUAUGAGUUUUAACUCUUGAAGUCAAAUUCAGUUUGACAUUGUUAUUUUUUUUCUGUUUAAAUCCGAAAAGGAAACACUCCCUUAGGUUGAACAGACUCUGUCAAAAAAAUUAUAAAAACGAAUAUGAGCAAAUUUAUUUCAUAAUUUUGUUACCCAUGAGGAAAUCUGGUUUUCAACGGCAUAGACAUGUACAUUAGUACAUAAAAGUAAUUCAUCAAUUGAAUUGAAUAUAAUAUCUCACCAAUACAGACAGUCUUACACACACACCAUUGCUGAUGGCCAUUUUGCAGUGCCCUGUUUUUAAGUUCAGCUUAUCAAGUCUUGUUCAAGGAUACACCUCAGUGGUGACCCUCCUAAAUGCAAUGUCACCCACUUAUUAUCUCUUUCCAGAUGUAGUUUUUUGGUGGGGGUCUAGGCAUAAUUAAUUUUUUACUCGAUUUUACCUAUACAGGUGAUGUACGACAUAACUCCAUUUUAGCAUCGCCAUCACUCAAAAGGUAAUGUGUGAUAUGCCAAAUUGAAGUAAGUUGAAUGAGGAAUGCAUUCAGACAUAAAACAGGGAUUAAUUUUGAAUAUAAGCAUGCAUAACAAGACUUAAAAUGAGGGAUAGUGAUGAGGCAAAUAAAUUUUGAUGGAAAAAAA
Aplysia californica (California sea hare) is the source of this 8178-nucleotide messenger RNA. RefSeq names its product tubby-related protein 4. The transcript has 16 exons. The coding region runs from base 1559 to 5944 and encodes 1461 amino acids. Gene Ontology annotation, molecular function: protein binding. Lineage: Eukaryota; Metazoa; Mollusca; Gastropoda; Aplysiida; Aplysiidae. The record is from RefSeq and is a predicted model, not a curated record.